CCCAGCCUUUCGUUUGACAAAAGAGAUAGCUACCUCCGCACAAAACUCCUGUUCUCAAUUAUCAACCGAACCAUAUGACGCGGACGGUGAGAUCGCUGCCCAAGAGAGCCGUGCACGCGCCGUUUGCAGUCGCAAUGGCUGCGUCGCUGUGCGUCACCCUGUUGUUCCUUCUGUCGGUGAAGGCUAMAGGUGCGAAUCGAGAGAGACAACAACUCCCGAAGAACGACUUCAAUGACACCGCCAYUGGUGAUGGUUCCACCGGAGAGAAUGAGCGAGGACCUGUUCUCUUUCCGGCCCCCGGUCCCAGCGCCAGGAUCGAGUAUCCGAUCCGAGCCACGGGGAACAGUCCCUACGCUCGAUUGCCCGAUGACGAGCGCUGCCGGUGGUUGGAGAGCGGACCCGAUGUUUGGGCGGCAAACGACACCGGGACCGAAAAGAAGCACACCGACAAUCCAAGGUUCAAUGCUACCACGCUCGAUGYCAUGUUCCGUAGGAUUGUUCGCAUCUACCGGGAAGACGAAGACCUGAAGGGCAGGCUCACGGUAGCCUCGUCGCCCGAUGCUCUGCCGAAAAAGGUCAAAUCAGAUUAUGCCAAGUCCGAAGACACCGAUGCCGAUGCUGACGAUGAUGAUGGUUUCGUCGACGGUUACGAAGAUGAAGGUUACUACUACGACGACGACGAUGAAAUUGUAGACGASGAUCCCUUCGACUUACUUGAGGGAGACGGUGGACCAUGGGUAUUAUGGAUCGACAACUUUUUGACCGACAAAGAAUCCAAUCRAUUGGCCAAGCUAGGAGCUAUGGAAGGCUACCAAAAAAGCACCAUUUUCGACGACGACGAUUCGUAUAUGGGUGGGGACGGUGCCUACGAUUACAGCGCGGAGGACAAGGAGGAUGGUACUGGAACAAAGAAAGAGGCAAUACAAGAGUCACAAACCGCCGCCGCCACCAACCCCGUGCCGAAAAUGGGACGCACCAGCGAGACUGCCUGGUGCCAGAGCCCCUUUUGCGUUGGGGACGAAAUCUAUAGAAGCGUGACGGCCCGGAUCCACGAUUUGGUCCAGAUCGAUUCCUCGCACUCGGAAUCCCUCCAGUUGCUCCACUACAACGUCGGCCAGUACUAUGCCGAUCAUCACGACUACUACUUCAUCGAGGACCCCACCGAGUGGAGYCAGGACGGGGGGCGGAUCCUGACGGUCUUUUUGUACCUCAACGACGUCCAAGGCGGGGGCGAAACCAGCUUUCCCCGAUUGAACCUGACGAUUGCUCCCCAAAAAGGAAGGGCGGUCCUGUGGCCGUCGGUUCUUGACUCCGACCCGCGGAGCAUCGACUGGAGGACCGAGCACGCGGCCCUGCCCGUGGCCAGGGGGGAGAAACACGGUGCCAACUUGUGGUUCCACCUCAAGCCCAUCCGGCGGAAGUGGUUUCGGUACGAGUGCGACGCGCCAAGAACGCGAGGAAAGACGUACGGCGACGUGAUAUGGUUCGACGACGAUGAUGCCAUGGAUGACGAAUGGUUCGACGACGAUGAUGCCAUGGUCGACGAAAUCGAGUACAAAGAAGGAAAAGAGGAACUGUAGAGAAAUCAAUUAUAGUACCGAAG
Molecule: messenger RNA, 1603 nt
Organism: Pseudo-nitzschia multistriata
Lineage: Eukaryota; Bacillariophyta; Bacillariophyceae; Bacillariales; Bacillariaceae
Source: the annotation of a GenBank genome assembly